Suricata suricatta (meerkat) is the source of this 5429-nucleotide messenger RNA. It is a transcript of the gene TRIM21, whose product is annotated as tripartite motif containing 21. Lineage: Eukaryota; Metazoa; Chordata; Mammalia; Carnivora; Herpestidae. The record is from RefSeq and is a predicted model, not a curated record. Gene Ontology annotation, molecular function: zinc ion binding; protein binding. The transcript is spliced from 7 exons. The coding region runs from base 238 to 1647 and encodes 469 amino acids.
UCAGCCGAAGCCCAGCAGUUCCUCCUGCGCUGAGUGCCUGCCUAGGAGAGGGCCUGGCUGUGCAUAUGACUUCCAAGCCACCAGCAAGGGGGAAGGAAUGAGGGCCAUCUUGCUGAUGCUGCUGCCUGAGCAGGGAGAACUGGGCAGCAACCAAGCUUGGAGCGUGGUCUAGGGCAGCCCAGUGUGGUACACUACCACCGGAUCUCCACUGGGCUGCUGAAUAGGAGCAUUACCCCAAUGUCUGCAGCUGCGCCCCUGGCGAUGAUGUGGGAGGAGCUCACAUGCCCCAUCUGCCUGGAUCCGGUUGUGGAGCCUGUGAGCAUUGAAUGUGGCCACAGCUUCUGCCACAACUGCAUCUCUCAGGUCGCAAAAGAUGGGGGCGGCGUCUGUCCUGUGUGUCAGCACACCUUCUUGCUCCGGAACUUCCGGCCCAAUUGGCCACUGGCCAACAUGGUGGACAACCUUAAACAAAUUGGCCAGAGUGCCAAGGAGGGCACGCAAGGGGAGCGGUGCGGGAUGCAUGGGGAGAAACUGCACCUGUUCUGCGAGGACGAUGGGAAGAUCCUUUGCUGGGUGUGUUCCCAGUCCCAGACCCACCGUAACCACCACAUGGUCCCUAUUGAGGAGGCUGCUCAGGAGUACAAGGAGAAGCUCCAGGUGGCAUUAGGGAAGCUGAGAAAAGGACAACAGUUGGCUGAAGAGUUGGAAGUGGAUAUUGCAAUGAAGAGAGCAGCCUGGAAGAGUCAGGUUGAGACACACAAACUGAGGAUUCACACAGAGUUUUUGCAGCAGCAGAACUUUCUGGCUGAAGAGGAACAGAGACAGCUACAGAAGCUGGAGAUGGAGGAGAGGGAACACCUGAGAACUCUGGGGGAGAAGGAGGCCACACUGGCCCAGAAGAGCCAGGCCCUGCAGGAGCUGGUCUUGGAGCUGGACAAGAGGAGCAGGGGCUCAGCCCUGGAGCUGCUGCAGGAGGUGAAAAGUAUCCUGGAAAGGAGUGAGUGUUGGAACCUGAAGGAGAUGGACAUCCCCUCUGCAGACCUGAGGAGUGUGUGCCUUGUGCCAGGGCUGAAGAAGAUGCUGAGGACGUGUGGAGUACACAUCACUCUGGAUCCAUACACAGCCAAUCCAUGGCUCAUCCUGUCAGAGGAUCGGAGACAAGUGAGACUUGGAGACAGCCGACAGGAAGUACCUGAAAAUGAGGGCAGAUUUGACACUUAUCCCAUGGUCCUGGGUUCCCAGUUCUUGGACUCUGGAAAGGCUUACUGGGAGGUAGAUGUGACCGGAAAGGAGGCCUGGGACCUGGGUGUUUGUAGAGACUCUGUGCGGAGGAAAGGGCAUUUUUCGCUCAGUCCCGAGAAUGGCUUCUGGACAAUUUGGCUGUGGAACAAACAAAAAUAUGAGGCUGGCACCAGUCCCCAGACUCCCCUCCACCUUCAGGUCCCUCCAUGCCAAGUUGGGAUCCUCCUUGACUAUGAGGCCAGCACCGUCUCCUUCUACAAUAUCACUGACCACGGCUCCCUCAUCUAUACCUUCUCUGAAUGUGCCUUUGCAGGACCUUUGCGGCCCUUCUUCAGUACUGGCUUUAACGAUGAAGGGAGAAAUUCAGCCCCUCUUGUCCUCCGUCCGUUGGGGAUGGGAUGGUAGGGAUCCACUGACCACUGGUGGCACUCUCUGGACACCAACAGCCCCUCUUUCAUUGUCCUUCUCAGACCCUGACCCUGUCUCCUCUCCCCAUGAACUCUGAACCACUCUGUCGCUGCAGAGGUGUCAGGACACCAGCAAGCACUUUGGCGUGGAGUUCACUGAAAAUUUAUGUCAAAUGACCUUUACUAUCAACAUUCCUGCCUAGAUUGCUUUAUGAUUCCCUCUAUGAAACAAACUACUUGGCCCAAAUCACCUAGAUCAACCAAAACAUGUUUCUGCCUUCUUUAUAUGACUCGUCUCAUUUUUAUCGUCUCCAUCGCUAGGCCUCUGGUCAGAUCUCUAUUAUUUACCUUGCAGAGUUUGUAAAGGGGCUUCCUCUGUACAUGGGGCCUCAAUCUACCCAUUUGACCCUUGUUCUCAUAUAUAUCUAGGAUAAUUAUUCUGAUGUAUACACAUCUGAUAAGUGGCUCCACACCACCUAUAGAAAAACAACCAUACUUUGAAAAUAAAGGCUGACUGAUGCAGGCCUUAGUCUUCCACGUUAUAUAUCAAGCCUACAGUGCCCCUUCCCCCAUCCCUGCCGUGCUCUCCCAACCUCAUCUUGUUGAUAAUGGAGUUGGUUAAAGUGUACAUCAAUCUAAAUGGAAGAGGUAAUGGUUUUUUGAUAUGUCAGCUUGGCUAGGCUCUAAGCCAUCAGUUUUUCAAUCACAAAUCUAGAUGUUGCCAUGAAGGUAUUUUGUAGAUAUUAUUAAGGUCUAUAAUAUUUGACUUUAGGGCCACCCAACGUAUCCAGGACAAUCCCCCUUAAUCUAAUCAAGUGAAAGACCUUAAAAGCAGACCUGAAUCUUCACUGAAGAUAAUCCAUCUAUAAAUAGCAGCUUCAGCACAUGCCAGAGUUCCGGCCUACCCUGCAGAAUUUAGGGCCUGCCUUUCCAAUCCCCACAGUUAUAUAAGUGAAUUCCUUGCGAUAAUUCUAUGCAUGGUUCCUACUAGUUCUGCUUCUUUGGUUGAACCUGACUGAUGUGAAGGCCAUGACUGAGGUAAUGGCAUCACCUGGCGACAGCGAACACUUUCUUGAAUGUAAGCUCUUAAGGCUGGAAUGAUGAAGCUCUACACCCAGGCAGCAGGAGGCUGUGAGAGAACCAAUAUUCUUCCAGCAACCUGAUUCUUUGUCUAAAAUAGAAUCUUCCUACUCUAUCAUCUUCCCAGCCUCUUCCUGAGAUUCUAAGCUGUCUUUGUCCCAUGGAUACAACUAGUUAACACCCACAUCGGCAUAAAUAACCCAGAAAAUGACCCAAAGCCUGGCAGAACAAACUCCACAACUAAAGGCAGAGAAGAGGCCAUACUGAAGAGGGUAGAAAGAGUGGAGAUGCAGUCAUGAGCUAAACAUAUCAAAAGCUGGGCCCUCCACAGGAGAAAGGGAGCCAGUGGCACAGAGAAGAACAAGAAGCAGCCUACCACAUUGGGGCCUGCACAGGGAAAACAAAUCCCCAUAACCUUUGGCUUUGAAAACUAGAGGAGAUGAAUUUCUUAAGUUCUUACAACCCAUGGGACUUAAAGCCUGGAAUUUUAAAAAUCAGCUGGCUUAGCUUUGGGAAAGGACAAUAGGAAGUUGAGUGUCCACCUUAAAGAGAUAGCAGGACAAACAAUCCUCAAAUAUGCAGCAUAGAAGCAGCAGUUUAAAAACACCUGGGGCAUGUAGGAGGGAGAGUUACUCAUCUCAGAGCCUAUGCCAGAGGGGCAGGGCUUGCUGAGAAACUCAUCCACCAGACACCACCUCCCUCCCACAAUGCCCAGAAUAAACAUGGCCAUCUACAAGAAACAAUAUGAUGCCAACACUCACUACCUAACUUGCUUAUAAGAGACACCACCCACCCACAUAUCAGUGGGUCUGCCCUUUCUAAUCAUGCUUGCCUCAUUCCCAGCACUGCUGACCCCUCCCUCAGAAGACCAUUGCAAACUUUGCCAACACUACAUCCAUCAGCCAUGCAUUUUGUGGAGCCUUAGUCCUGGAGGCAGCUGCAGUGGCAGCAGCUCUCAUUUCACUAGGAGACCAUGGUGCAUCCUGUUAAACCGUGUGCCCCAGCCUGGUCUCAGAGGUGGCAGCUGGCCUCUUGCAGGCACAGCACACUCCACCUCCUCCAAUAUGCUCCUUACCAGAGCCCAUUCAAAUGAGGGCCACAAGCCGGGCAGUGUGACUCCAAGGUGACUCCUUCCCUGGGUUGAGAAGACAAUCACAUACUUCAGUCAGAAGGAUACCCCAGCAGUGGACUGGAGGGAGACAUCUGUUCUGACUACAGAUUGCCCACCAACAAAAAUUUCUCAGGGACAACACAGGAAAAGAACCCUGCACUUUGGUGCUACUGGAUCUCUGGCAAAUGCUUGGUCUGACUAAACUCAAGACCAGCAGGCUCCAACCUGGUCUAGUAACACCACAGAGACCAAACACUGCCCACAACAGACCAGGAAAACUACUGUAGACAACUGGACUAAAGGAAAAAGCAGCUAAGACACAACAGCAGGGCAUAUGCACACACAUAGGCAAUACUUCUGAAGUGCCAGAUUCUGGUGAACAGGGAACACUACACCACAGGGUACUGCAGGACCUCUCCUUCAUAUGGCCAUUACUUUCAAGAGCAGGAGACAGAGCUGACUGCCCUAACACAGAAACACAGUAAGACAAAAUGAAGAGAGGGAUAUGUCCCAGGUGGAAGAAUAGGACAAAACCACAGCAAGAGACCUAAACAAAACAGAUAUAAUAUGCCUGGUAGAGAAUUUAAAGAUACUGGACUUGAGGAAAGAGUGGGGAACAUCAAGGAUACCCUGAAUAGUGAGAUAAAGAACCAAUCAGAAAAGAACACAAUAAAAAUUAAAAAUACACUAGAUGAAAUAAAUUGCCGGCUCAAGAAAGCAGGAGAAUUAAUUAGCAACCUGGAGGACAGAGUAAUAAAAAGUAAUCAAGUGGAAAAGAUGAGAGGGACGCAAUUAAAAUGCAAAUUGAGAAUAGACAGGGAAUUUAGUGACCCCAUCGAGUGUAAUGACAUUUGCAUUAUAAGGAUCCUAGAAGAAGACAAGAGAGAAGAGGACAGACAAUUUAUUUGAAGAAAUAAUAGCUGAAAACUUCCCUAAUCUGGAGAAGAGAACAAAUUCAUAUUCAGGAGGCACAGAGAUCCCCCAAUAAAAUCAACCCAAGAAGGUCCACAUGAGGACGCAUAGGAAUUAAAAUGGAAAAAGUAGUGAUAAGGAGAGAAUUUUAAAAGCAGCAAGAUAAAAGAAGACAGUUACAUACAAGGGAAAAAUCCAUAAGGCAACUGUAGAUUUUUUAGCAGAAACUUUGUGGGCCAGAAAGGAGUAGCAUGAUAAAUUCAAAGUGCUGAAAGGAAAAAAUCUGCAGCCAAGAAUAUUCUACCCAGAAAGGCUAUCAUUCAUAAUAGAAGGAGAAAGAGUUUCCCAGAAAAAGAAACACUAAAGGUGUUCAUAACCACUAAACUAGCCCUCCAGGAAACUUAAAAGUGACUCUUUAAGUGGUAAGACCAUAAGGAAGGUAAGAAAAGUAGCAAGCACAAAAACAGUAAAAAAUGAGUAUAUCUGUAAAAAACAGCCAAGAGACUCACAAAAUAAAAAGACGUAUGACACCAUAUGCCUAAAACAUGGGGGAGAGGAGUAAAGAAUGAGUCUAAUAUUAAGCAACCAUCAACUUAAUAUAGGCUGCUACAUGCAGAUGUUAUAUACACAACUCAAAAACCAGUAAUAAGCAUGCAAAAAAAAAAAAAGAAAUCCAA